AUGGUUUUAGCAUUAGACCUGGACUUAUCAGCUGAUGAUGAUAAUGCUGUUCCACUCACUGGCGAGGAGGUAGAGGGACCUCUGGACAGUGAGCAAGAAGAGAUGGGAGUCAAGGAUGACAAGGGAGAGAGCAACUUGAACCUUGAGUUUCAGAGGUCCCCCGAAUCAUCACCCAGAUGUUCUACCCUAAAUCAUGAGAGACACCUAUCCUCCAGCUACCCUGUCCAGAGUACCAGUUGGCCACUUCCCUCAAUCCCUGUUCCCGGGUCCCACAGCUCCUCAUCUUCUCCUCUUCACCAGCUGCCUGCCAACUCUCAGCAUGUGUCCAUUAUUACUUCCACUGAUGAGCGUCAUCUUUCACCUACAGGGAGACCAGGAAAGGAUGCCCCAGAGGGAGGGAAAAUGCUCUCACAAAAAACUGUGGAAGAGGAUCAGUGA
Xyrichtys novacula (pearly razorfish) is the source of this 438-nucleotide messenger RNA. NCBI's taxonomy places the organism in Eukaryota, Metazoa, Chordata, Actinopteri, Labriformes, Labridae. The record is from the annotation of a GenBank genome assembly.